Hippocampus comes (tiger tail seahorse) is the source of this 750-nucleotide messenger RNA. Its product is annotated as inositol hexakisphosphate kinase 1-like. Gene Ontology annotation, biological process: phosphatidylinositol phosphate biosynthetic process; inositol phosphate biosynthetic process. NCBI's taxonomy places the organism in Eukaryota, Metazoa, Chordata, Actinopteri, Syngnathiformes, Syngnathidae. The transcript is spliced from 3 exons. The record is from RefSeq and is a predicted model, not a curated record. Gene Ontology annotation, cellular component: nucleus; cytoplasm. Bases 479 to 733 code for a protein of 84 amino acids. Gene Ontology annotation, molecular function: inositol hexakisphosphate kinase activity.
ACAAUGCGUUUCUUGUUUUCUUUGGGCAGCUGCAAAUUUUCAUUUCAAAGGGGAAAGAUGAUUUCAGAUGUCAAGAGUGUUUUCAAUUUAACUCAAAUCUCAAGGGCACAAUUUGACACUAACCAAAUUGCUGAUUUGGCAACACUGACGGUGCAUUUGUACACCAGAUCCUCUCUCUUUAUAGCCGCAUUGUCAGUGUAAAUAAGUCGAUGCGGAUUAUGGAACUCCCAAAACAAAAAUGUCCUUUCUCGGCAGGAAUUGUUGCUGACCCCCGCGCAGUUCUGAGCAGGGCAAUUGUGCCGAGCGGGCGGCGGAGCAGAUCGGAGUCCUCGCAAGGUGGUUUAUCGGACUGGCGCCGCCUCCCCCUGGGGCCGGCGUGCGCUCCCAGCAGCCCGUGGUGUCCUGCGCCCCGCCCUCGCCGUCACUGCCCGCCAGAGUCCAUGUGCCGGGAGGAGGUGCGGUUCGUCCGCCAGGAGCCAUGUGCCUCCCGCACACCAACAGCAUGGACAGCAAGCUGCAGUGGGCGGGGCCGGGGGGCGGCACACCACUUCGAUCGCGAGGAGGAGGCGUUCCACUGGAGCCAUUUAUGCACCAGGUGGGCGGUCACACCAGCAUGAUGCGCUACGAUGACCACACGGUGUGCAAGCCACUGAUCAGCAGGGAGCAGCGCUUCUAUGAAUCUCUGCCUCCCGAGAUGAAGGAGUUCACCCCUGAGUACAAAGGUGGCCACUGAUUCAGGCGCUUUUUGGG